AUGUCAGCUGAGAAAAAGAAAAGCGCACUUUCUCCAUCAAAUGCUCCACAGCAUAAAAAUCAUGUAAAAUUUGGCGCCGAUGUUAAAACAGAUCCAAAACCACCAAAAGCGCUUUCACCUGCACCACCUCCGCAUGAGGUGACUGCUCCUCCUCCAUCAAUACCAGGUGCUAUCAAGGAUGAAGUGGAACUACUACGAGCUGGCAACGUCAACAAGCAUGGAGAACGUUUGAAAACUGGGUCCGCAGAAAAAUGA
Molecule: messenger RNA, 255 nt
Organism: Necator americanus (New World hookworm)
Lineage: Eukaryota; Metazoa; Nematoda; Chromadorea; Rhabditida; Ancylostomatidae
Exons: 3
Coding region: 1-255 (84 amino acids)
Source: RefSeq, a predicted model, not a curated record